Messenger RNA from Patella vulgata (common limpet), 3883 nucleotides. Its product is annotated as glycogen [starch] synthase. Gene Ontology annotation, molecular function: alpha-1,4-glucan glucosyltransferase (UDP-glucose donor) activity. Gene Ontology annotation, cellular component: cytoplasm. The transcript is spliced from 14 exons. NCBI's taxonomy places the organism in Eukaryota, Metazoa, Mollusca, Gastropoda, Patellidae. Gene Ontology annotation, biological process: glycogen biosynthetic process. Bases 33 to 2120 code for a protein of 695 amino acids. The record is from RefSeq and is a predicted model, not a curated record.
GACCUCGUCAGGAGGCUCGACCAGCUAACAGAAUGGCGAUGAGAAGAAGAAAUAGUUUCUUUCGAAGUUUUAAAAACAUUACACCAGACUUGGAUGACUGUAUUUAUGACCGUGGGGCAUCAGCUGCAGCUCAGAACAAAUGGGUGUUUGAGAUUGCAUGGGAAGUAGCAAACAAAGUUGGAGGAAUCUACACUGUAAUAAAGUCUAAAGCCCCAUCGACAGCGGAAGAACUUGGUGAACAGUAUUGUUUGAUUGGUCCGUAUAAUGAGUCAUGUGUCCGCACGGAGGUUGAAAUUCUCGAGCCACAUAAUUAUGUUAUUCGAGAUGCGAUACAGAGCAUGAGGAAUUCAGGAAUAAAGGUAUAUUUCGGUAGAUGGUUGAUUGAUGGUUAUCCUAAAGUAAUAUUAUUUGAUAUCGGUUCAGCAGCGUGGAAAUUAGACGAGUUUAAACAUGAAUUAUGGGAGUCGUCUAGUAUUGGUAUUCCUCUCCACGAUACGGAAUCUAAUGAUGCUGUUAUAUUCGGCGCUUUAGUUACGUGGUUUUUGGGAUUGUUUGUCAAGAACACUCCCGGUGAUCCGUUGGUUAUAGGACAUUUCCAUGAAUGGUUGGCGGGAGCUGGCUUGAUUUUUACACGAACACGAAACCUCAACAUUAGUACUUUAUUUACAACACAUGCUACACUAUUAGGGCGUUACUUGUGUGCUGGCAACACAGAUUUUUACAAUAAUUUAGAUAAGUUUAAUUUAGAUAAAGAAGCUGGAGAUCGCCAGAUUUAUCAUCGUUAUUGUUUGGAACGAGCAGCUGUACAUUGUGCUCACGUUUUUACAACUGUAUCUGAAAUCACUGGUAUCGAGGCAGAACAUCUACUUAAAAGAAAACCAGAUGUUAUAACCCCUAAUGGAUUGAACGUAAUAAAGUUCAGUGCUCUUCACGAAUUCCAAAAUUUACACGCCUUGGCUAAAGAAAAAAUUAAUGAUUUUGUUCGAGGUCAUUUUUAUGGACAUUAUGAUUUUGAUCUGGAUAAGACGUUAUAUUUUUUUAGUGCGGGUCGAUACGAGUUUUCUAAUAAAGGCUGUGACAUGUUUAUAGAAUCUUUAGCUAGAUUAAAUCAUUAUUUAAAGGCAGCGGGUAGUGAUAUGACAAUAAUUGCAUUUCUGAUCUUCCCCACAAGAACAAAUAAUUUUAACGUGGAAUCUUUACGAGGUCAGGCUAUCGCUAAACAACUUAAAGAUACGGUAGCUAGUGUACAGAAUCAUAUGGGAAAACGUAUAUUUGAAGUCUGUCUACGAGGUAAAUUACCUGUAGGGGAAGAAAUAUUAACUCAAGAAGAUAUUGUUAAACUUAAAAGAUGUAUAUUCGCAGCACAGAGAGCUAGUCUACCACCUAUUUGUACCCAUAAUGUAGCAGAAGAUUGGAAAGAUCAAGUAUUAGGCGCAUUACGACGAUGUAAAUUAUUUAACGCAUCAUCAGAUAGAGUUAAAGUUAUAUUUCAUCCCGAGUUUCUGAAUUCCACCAAUCCCUUAUUUGGUUUAGAGUAUGAAGAUUUUGUGCGAGGCUGUCAUUUAGGUGUUUUUCCCUCAUAUUACGAACCUUGGGGUUACACACCAGCUGAAUGUACUGUAAUGGGUAUACCAAGUAUUACUAGUAAUCUCUCAGGUUUUGGUUGUUUUAUGCAAGAACAUAUCGCAGACCCUAAAUCAUAUGGAAUAUACAUCAUAGAUCGUAGAAAGAAAUCACCUGAUGAAUCAGUUCAUCAAUUAGCACAGUACAUGUUUGAUUUUUCAUGUUUAUCUCGACGUCAAAGAAUAAUACAGAGAAACAGAACAGAGAGACUGAGUGAACUUUUAGACUGGAAAAACUUAGCUACAUUUUAUCGUCAAGCUCGACUGAUGGCGGUGACAAUGACACAUCCAGAUCGCGUAGCCGAAGACACAGGUUCCAGUAAAAAAUUCCUGUAUCCCAGACCACCUUCUGCUCCCCCGUCACCAUCGGUAUCACGGUCGUCGACGCCUCUCCCAUCAGAUAAUGAAGGUGAUGAUGAAGCUGACGAGCAAGAAAAUGAAGAUGAAGAAGAUAUUGAUAACCAUCAUCUGUAUUACGACGAGGACGAAAAUAAGUAAAUAAAACCCGGAAAAUUUACUUAACCCUCGAAGUGCCAAUAGAGAUAUAUAAAAAAAAAACAAAAAAAACUCAAAUCAUUCACGAAACUUUGGAACAGUUAUUGUAAAAUUAAAUCUUUUGAAUUAGUGCUAUAAAAAAAUUAGAUUUAAGGGGCUCAAGCUCAAAGUAACAUUAAUUAACAUCAAUUUUCUAGAAGUCUUUUAUUGCCUUAUAGCUUUAUCACAUUUCUGUGGAAAUAGAAAUAUGCUUAGAAUUAUCUUAUCUAGUUGCCUUUUUUUUUAAUUUAAGAUUUAUAAGAUUAUCACCUUUCCAUGGAAAUAUAUAUAAAUAUGCUUAGAAUUUGUUUCCUAAGUUAAUACUGGGCUUCCUACUAAUACGUUCAUGGAUAAAGUAUUUUGAGUUAUUCAUAUGCUGGAUAAAAUAUUUUGAGUUAUUCCUACUAUAUGCAUGGAUAAAGUAUUUUGAGUUAAUCCUACUACUAGAUGCUUGAUAAAAUAUUUUGAGUUAUUCCUACUAUAUGCAUGAAUAAAGUAUUUUGAGUUAAUCCUACUACUAGAUGCUGGAUAAAAUAUUUUGAGUUAUUCCUACUAUAUGCAUGAAUAAAGUAUUUUGAGUUAAUCCUACUACUAGAUGCUUGAUAAAAUAUUUUGAGUUAUUCCUACUAUAUGCAUGGAUAAAGUAUUUUGAGUUAAUCCUACUACUAGAUGCUUGAUAAAAUAUUUUGAGUUAUUCAUACUACUAGAUGCUUGAUAAAGUAUUUUAAGUUAAUCUGGCUACAAAACGCUUGAUAAAGUAUUUUAAGUUAAUCCUACUUCUAGAUGCUUGAAAAGUAUUUUGAGUUAAUCUGGCUACUAAAUGCAUGUAUGAAGUAUUUUGAGUUAUUCCUACUAGAUGCAUGGAUAUUGUAUUUUUAGUUAAUCUUGCUACUAGAUGCAUGUAUGAAGAAGUAUUUUGAGUCAUUCUGACUACUAGAUGCACGGAUAAAAUGAUAUGGCGCUUAAAGGGUUAACGUAAAUCUUACAAUGCAGUAGUUGUUAAGAAGAAUAUGGUAAUAACAUUAAUACAUUGUAUAAUAUCUCCAAUCUUUACUUAAACAUACAUUAAAUCAAAAAAUGGAUAAUCGAGACAAUGUUUUUUAUCGUACCGACUUUAGUAAUGAUGAUCGAGGCCACGCCCAAAAUUCAAUCAAUACUUGGUUCAGCAUGGAUCAAUUUGACUGAAAUUUUCAGCAAAUUCCAUUUACAUUAUCUAGUUUUUAACUAUUAUAGUGAGAACUACCAGCUCUUUAUCUAAUCUCCCAUAAUGUAUCUUUAAGGUAAACAUUGUGCUAGAUUCUUUAAAACAAGCAAUAUACCAAUAUUAAUGAUUAUGUAAGAGCUAAAUCUGCCUAUUGGAGGUCUUUCUUUUCGCUUCAACUCUCUCGAAAAUCAGAUAGUCUUGAUUAUCAAAUACCAUAGCUACCAUAAUAAAAAGAAAGAGAGAGAGAGAAAUGGGGUUUAACGUCCACUCGUCACUCGACACAAACUAGGUCAUUUUGGGACUAACAAAUGGUUUAAUUUUAUUUCAAUAAUUCGCUUGCGCAUAGGGGUCUUUAGCAGCGGGAGGAAACCGGAGGACCCGGAGAAAACCCACGAGGUUGGACAGGCGACCCUACUCCUUGUCACAUACAACCGGGGAUUCGAAACCACGCCAGUUGACUCAAUGACAGGCCUUAUGAUACAGUGCGAACGUGCUAAUCAUUUGGCCACCUACCCCCCCCCCC